Medioppia subpectinata is the source of this 801-nucleotide messenger RNA. Lineage: Eukaryota; Metazoa; Arthropoda; Arachnida; Sarcoptiformes; Oppiidae. The record is from the annotation of a GenBank genome assembly.
AUGUCUAUUAAAUACGAUUUCACGGGUAAAGUGGCGCUAAUCACGGGCUCGAGUGCGGGUAUCGGUGCCGGCAUUGCCCUCCAGUUGGCUCAAUCAGGUGCCAGUGUUGUGGUCACCGGUCGUAACGCAAACAAUGUGACAGAAGUGGCCAAACAGUGUCUCAAUGUAUCGCCGAAAGGCAUUAAACCUCUGGAAGUGUUGGCGGAUGUGACCAAACGGGAAGAUCUUCAACGUCUGGUCGACCAGACUAUCGGACGGUUCGGUAAACUGGAUAUUGUGGUCAAUAACGCGGGCGCCCUCUUCUUAGGCAAUAUUAUUGACCAUAACUUUUACGACAAUUACAAGACAUUAAUGUCUGUUAACUUGGAUUCUGUCGUAUAUUUAACGCAUAUAUGUGUCGAGUAUUUGGAAAAAACGGGCGGAAAUAUAAUUAAUAUUUCGAGUAUAGCCUCAAUGCGAACCGUUCAAAUGGCAACCGCCUAUUGCGUGUCUAAGAGCGCACUCGACAUGUUUGGCCAGUGUAUGGCCGCCGAACUCGGACCCAAACGCAUCCGGGUUAACACUAUUAAUGCCGGAUAUUCACCCACUGGUAUUCACGAGUCGGCGGGUUUCAGUCGUGACAAUGUCGAGGCCUACACCGAGCUCUGUAGGCAACGCCUGCCGGCGGGCCGAGAGGGCCGACCCAUCGAUUUUGCGCAUGCGGUUCAGUUUUUGGCCAGCGACCAUGCCAAGUUUAUCACCGGGGCCAAUCUACUGGUUGAUGGUGGUAAUAUAGCCGCCAAUUUUUGCACGAAUACAUAA